AUGCUGGUAAUUAUUAUAGUUCUAGUUAUAGGUAUACCCUUGCUGAUUAUUAUUAUCGCCAUCCUUGUUAUUCUCAUUUUAUAUUGCUGUUGUCAAAAGCAAGAAACAACGGAAGAUGAACUACCGAAAAGUUUGAUCGAGAAUUGCAGACGAGCCGAGCCACCACCAGAGGAACAAGGAAAAUACCUACCGGAGCCGUUCGAUGCUUCAGCAUUUCAAUUCAAAGGACCGCUUAUUAUUGAAUGUCCUAAAUUACACAUUCUUGAGCACGACCUUACAGAUGAAAAACCAUCUGGAAGCAAUAUUAACGACCAUGUUCGAUUUGAUAAAAACCUUAAUGUCGCUUAUAAUAUCGGAGAUAAUGUCGAAAUAAUUGUUAGAAGCUAUGGACAAGGAAUCAAAACUGGAAGUGGUGAAAUAGUGAAAGAGGAUGGAGGAGAUGAGGAUGAUGAGAUAAUUAACGAACAGGAAAACGAUUUGAAACAACUGAUCAUCGAAAAAGAAGAAAAAGGAACGGCAAAGUACUCGAAAACGCCAAAUAUUCAAUCACAACAGAAAAAACAGAAAAAAAGCGAAAGAAAGGAGGCGUCAGAUCCGAGAAAGAAAUCCAAACUUGUAUCAAUCCAUACACAAAAAACACAAAUAAGCCGGUAUUCCGAAUCAUCCACUCAAACUCUCAGGCUUAAUGGCGAAAGUCCUACCAAAGACAGUGGAACGGACAUGCGAAUGAGUAAACUAGUAUUGAAAAGAGAUUCAACUAUCCCAUUCAAACAAACAACUCAGGUAUCAGCAAAAACGAAAGUCAUACUUACCAAAGAACAGCAUGGUGGUGCAUCAUUAAUCGACGCAUCAACGCAGACAGCAAAAUCUCAGCAAUGGGUAGCUGAAGAGAUUAAUCCUUCCGUAUCCGGUUCACCCGGAAGUCAAUGCAAAAGCUCUAACAUAUCCGAAAAGAUGCGCUUAGAAGUGAGUAAAAAGUUUAUAUUCUUGCGAUGAUAUUUCGAAAAGCCGUCUUAUAUAGCAGAGCGU
Messenger RNA from Loa loa (African eye worm), 1029 nucleotides. RefSeq lists its product as hypothetical. NCBI's taxonomy places the organism in Eukaryota, Metazoa, Nematoda, Chromadorea, Rhabditida, Onchocercidae. The transcript has 5 exons. The record is from RefSeq and is a predicted model, not a curated record. Bases 1 to 996 code for a protein of 331 amino acids.